Messenger RNA from Pistacia vera, 1837 nucleotides. Its product is annotated as serotransferrin-like. The record is from RefSeq and is a predicted model, not a curated record. Gene Ontology annotation, biological process: iron ion transport. Gene Ontology annotation, cellular component: plasma membrane; recycling endosome; early endosome. Bases 102 to 1637 code for a protein of 511 amino acids. The transcript has 8 exons. Lineage: Eukaryota; Viridiplantae; Streptophyta; Magnoliopsida; Sapindales; Anacardiaceae.
CACUUCACAAUGCCCUCUCUCUUCACUUCAUCACUACCACCUCCAAAUCAACGACUCACAACAAACGAUAUUCCUCCUCCUCCUCCUCCUCAUCUCCGAUCAUGCAGAUCUCAGCCGCUCUUCUUUUCUUUCUAUCAUCAUCGUUAUUUCUCGCUACAGUUCAUGGUUCCGCCCCGUCGCCGUCUCCCAUAUCCAACACGAUAUCUUUUUCGUCUGUCCAAAACUAUCCUUUCUCACCAGAAUCGUCCUUUGAUUAUAUAGCGCCAGUGCCGGUCACAGAAAACAAAGAAAGUUCAAAAUCCGGUUUGGCGCCAUCUCCAGCCCCUCAACUGGACAAAAGUUUCUCCUCAGCGCAUAACUUUAUUCCCUCGCCAGCACCGUCAUUUGACUCUUCGGUGCCGGUUCCGGUGCCGGUGACGGAGGAGGAGGAGGAGGAGGAGGAAGAAAGCGGGAAAUCAGGUGAUGAUGCUGUGGCGGGAUCGGAGACAUUGAAUUUGAGGUGGUGUACUGUGAGGGAAGAGUUUGAGGAAUGUCAAUAUAUCGUCAGUGUCUUUGACCAAUCCGAUGACUACACGUGGAAAUGUGUCAAAAGAGGCACAACUCAGGAUUGUCUAGACUCAAUAAACAAAGGGGAAGCAGAUAUAAUAAAUCUAGAAGCAGGGCUAGCUUACACUGCCUUCCUGAACUACUCCAUGAAAGCAAUUGCAAAUGAAGUUUACUGUGGACAUGCUCAAACUUAUGAUGCUGUUGCAGUAGUAAACAGAAAAUCUUGCCAGGAGAAAGAGGGCAUCAACUUGAUUUCUUUCCAGGGCCAUAAAUCUUGCCAUGGAAGUUACUCCACAGCAGCCGGUUGGAACUACCCCAUCAACCAAAUCAAACAAUCAUUAUUUGAUUCAGGAAAAACGAUCAAUGACCAUGAAAUCGCAUCGAGUUUCUUCUCCAAGGUUUGCGCGCCUUCUGAAUUGGAAGGAGUUGAUGAUGGUCUGUGUAGUGGAUGCGGAAAUGAAAAUGGUACUACAUGCCAUGAUACAAAUAGUUUGUAUUCUGGAGAAGCGGGAGCGUUUAGAUGCCUGGUGGAGGGACUUGGAGAUAUUGCAUUUCUGAAAGGAGAUACUGCAUUGUUGUUCUCCAGGGAGGGGCCGAAUAAUCAGUCUUGGUCGACAAAGUCACUUAGAGAUUUCAUGUAUCUUUGUCCGCAAGGGGGUUGCAGAGAAAUCAAUGGUUAUCCUGGAUCUUGCUCAUUCGGAGCUGUUCCCGCGAAUGUGAUUAUGGCGAGCAACUCUAUCCCAAACAAGAAGAGAUUGUUCGUUCUGCAAACAUUGACAAAUGCUACUAAGAUCAAUGCUCUUUAUGAAGGAAACAGCGGCCGUUUUACCCAGCUCCUUAGUCCAAGUACUCAGGAAUUUCUAGCCGUCAAGAAACUCACAAGAUCUUACCUUGGAAAAUCAGCUUCCAUUUCACAGAGAAUACAAGAACUAAAUAAUCCAGAACCUGAGGUCACCCCAUCUACUCUAAAUCCAAUACAAGUCACAGAUGUAUCUUCUUCCUCGCCACGCCUGCAUAAUUCACUAGUAAUCACGUUCUUUUCGAUCCUAAUUAUAGAACUCUUGUUACAUACAUUAUGUACACAAAAAUAGAGAAGAGGUCUCUAUGAGAUAUGAGGUUUGGCGACAAAUCUUGUAACAUUACACAGGAUAUGAGAUAUGUUUGCAUUCAGAUAAAGUUGAAUAUACAAUAUUUUUCAUUUUUGUAGUAAUUAAGGGAUGAGAGUCCUAAGAUAUAUAAACAGAAAGACAGUCUAUGCAAUAAUUAUUUUAAUUUUAUUCCUUUUGGUUAA